This is a messenger RNA of Pistacia vera, 2871 nucleotides long. Its product is annotated as glutamic acid-rich protein-like. The transcript has 5 exons. The record is from RefSeq and is a predicted model, not a curated record. NCBI's taxonomy places the organism in Eukaryota, Viridiplantae, Streptophyta, Magnoliopsida, Sapindales, Anacardiaceae. The coding region runs from base 798 to 2297 and encodes 499 amino acids.
GUCAAACAAUUAUUUAGUUAUAUAAGCACUUUUUGGUUUUGAAGAAUUGAAAUUAGGGUUUUUAAUCAGUGGAGAAAUUUGUUGACAUAUUUUUUUUGCUUGAUUUAUCUAGGGUUUGGUGAGAUCGUACUAGAAUCAACCCUAAUUGUGGUUUUUAUACUAUUCGGUUACAAUCAUAAGCAGAAGAAUACACGGUGUAUAUAGAAACUGAGGAUUGGAUUGUAUAGCUUUUAUUUAGAUUAGUUUAGGUAAGUUAAGUUAUUGGGAUUAAAGUCUUCUCAUUGAAUCUGCAGAGGGCAUUUUCAGAACUGCGGUCUAGAGGCUGAACUUUAACCUGCAAAAAGAGAUUUUGAGAAUUGCUUUUGAACACCGACGGAGUGGAACCUUGACAUAGAUACUAGAUGGUGAUAAGGAAGUGAAGAUUUCUUCAUCAAAAGGUGAUGUUAUCCCUUUUGGCCUCGUAGUAAUCACGGGAAGGAUCAGAUUUUAUUGGAACUUCUGCAUUUGUCGACAAAUCAUUACGGUUGAAACUUUGAUUAUUUGGCUUCAUUGAAGUUAGUUCAGUGUUUACAAUAGGAGAGUUGAGCAUUCUAGCCUUGUGGGAUUAUUUUGUCUUGGAGGUGAUUUUGGAUGAUCAUGAAGUGAUUUUCAAGCUGGAAAUGAUUGCGAGGACAUGGUGCAUGGACAGGGGCAUAGUUUCUGGUCUGUUCCUGUGUUGGAACAAAGGUAUAGAAAACUAGGAGAAACUUUUCAGUUGGUAGAAGGAUUCAGCUUUGCUGUUUUAAGGAUCACGUGCAAUGUCUCGCUGCUUUCCAUUCCCGCCUCCUGGAUAUGAAAAGAGUGCUAGAGUUGAAGAUACAGACUUGCUAGCAAAGGAAAAACACCAGGAGAAAAAACAUAAAAAGGAUAAGAAGGACAAGGAAAAGCAAGGAGGUAAAGAAAAAAAGAACAAAGAUAAAGAGAGAAGUAAAGAAAAACACAGCGAUAAGAAAGACCGAAAGGAGAAGCACAAAGACAAGAAGGACAGGGAUAAGGAUAAAGACAAGAACCGGAUCUCAGAUGCAAAGAGAAUUGAAGGGCAACCAGAGUGCUACAAUGGAGGGAAGAUUGGUCCGAACAGCCUCCAGAAUAACGGGAUCAAGGAUACUAAAUAUGUGCAGGAUUUGGCAAAGAGAAUUAGGAAUGAAGAUAAAGCAACAGGAAGCCAAAUUGUUCAGAAGAUUACUGUUACAGAUCAAAGAAGAGCAGAACUGCCAAGAAGGAUUCUGGAGUGCAGUACUGACAUAUUGGAAGAGAAAGAGAAAGCAAAGGAUAAGAAAGAAGUUGAUAAAAAAAUCAAUGGGCAAAAGAACCAUGUUGAGGCUAGAGGUUUCGGAAAUUCAAUUGCUCAAGGAUUCUCUGGUACUGAUCAAAAGAGAUUUCAAGGAAUCACUAAACCAGUGGAGAAGAAUGAUAUUGAGAAGCAGUUGGAGGAGAGAGAGAAGAAUAUGCGCAAAGAAAGUGAUAGUAAGGGUGAUAAACAGAAGGAUAGAGAUCGAAAGAAGAAAAGCAGAUCAAAAGACAAAAGCAGAGAUAAGGAAAAGAAAAAGGAGGAGAAAGCGAAGGAGAUAGUUGAGCCAAGUAAAGACCGGCUUAAAUUAAAAGACAGCCCAAAAUUGAAAGACAAUGGCAAGGGCCUCCCGAGUUCAUGCAAUAUUAGACCACCAGAUGUUUCAAAGACUAGCAACAACAAUCCUCCCGGUGAGGGAAGUCUUGGCAAACGUAAGGAGCUUGAGAUAAAUGGAAUUUCACAUGACAACGGAAUUAGGCCUAAUAAGUUGCCGAGACCUGUCUCGUCCUCUCACCUGGUCACAGAAAAUGGGAGGAAAAUGGAACCGUGCCAAACUGCUAUCCACUUUGCAUCUGAGUUUCAGGGGGCAGUUGGUAAUCAUAAAGUGAAUGCCAAGGAACACAAGAUUAAUGGUUUAAGGAACGUUUCACAGCCAAUUGUGUGCUCAACUAAGCCUUUGUCAACUAUUGAUCAAGGUAGUGAGCAUUGUGAAGCAUCUGCCAAACCACCACACCCUGAUUCCAAGUACCUGAAUCAGAUUCUUUCUAGUGUGGCCAAAGGUGUGCCCAAACUGGAGGAUUGGCCUGAUUUUGAUGACGAUGAAUGGCUGUUUUGCAGCGAUAGUGUGCAGUCAAAGCAGGCAAAAGUGGCUUCUCCCAGGGGUGAUGGGACACAACAAGUGUGGGCAGAAGUUCUGCCCAUAGAGUCUGCUGGUGUAACAGCUCUGCCAUAUGUCGUCCCCUUCUAAUGGAUAACAUUACUUCCCCUUCUAUCAUCGCCGAUUUGGCUGUUACCCUGAAGUCUAAGCAGACCUUUCACAAAGGUAUAUGCCAGGGUCCUGAGGUUAUUGGUUUAUUACUGCAUUUACUUUUGAUUGCAGUAGUUAAAUCUCAGUUGCAGUCAUGCUGUUGGUGUUUAAAAUGCUUGUCCUGGAAGUGAGAUGAUGGAAUCAGAAUGUGACAUACAGUUGUUAUUUUUGGUGCAUCUUUCAGGACUUUGUAAGUGGAGUUUUCAUCCUUUCCGGACUGUUAAAAGAGGGCUUUUUAGUCGUUUGUACAUGUGAGAACCCUGUUUAGAUUGGAAGAACAUCCCCAAAUGAAUUUGGAGAAAGGGAUGUGCUAAUUGAGGAUUCGGAGAUGGUUAGGGGUCAUUUUUUGUUAGCUUAGAGCUUUAAGUUAAGACAGAAAUUCUAUACAAAAGAGAAUCAUAGGAUUUUGUGGCCCUUGUUGCGCGCACAGUUUUGAUUUGUAUAAUGUAAAGAUGAUAUGCAUAAAAUUUAUAUUAGAGGGCGAGAAAGGAAGGAGGCAUUAUUAUUCAUUCAA